Messenger RNA from Amborella trichopoda, 1696 nucleotides. Its product is annotated as inositol diphosphatase DSP1. Gene Ontology annotation, cellular component: cytoplasm. Gene Ontology annotation, molecular function: phosphatase activity. NCBI's taxonomy places the organism in Eukaryota, Viridiplantae, Streptophyta, Magnoliopsida, Amborellales, Amborellaceae. The record is from RefSeq and is a predicted model, not a curated record.
ACCGAGGGCAUUUCCGUCAUUACUGUGAAAAAUCCGCUCCAGGUUACCGGCUCCUCAGCUGACAAACCGGACAAAUGACCAAAACGCCCCUCCAGUGUUGCGCCCCCCUCCCUCGUGGCCACCGCCACCUCGCGCCACCUGUUGGCCGCGCUCCCCCAUCACAUGCAUCCCAUGAGCCACCGGUGCCCAGCCCCGCCUAUUAACGUGAACCCUCCCUUCACCACCACGACGCACCACCGUCGCCCGUCGCCAUGGCCACGCACCCCGACGACUCCAAGGCCCUGGUGCCCUUCACGCCAUGGCGUCCGCCUCCAACCCCCAGCGCCACCGGACUGGCCACGUGCGCCUCCGCUCAGCCCCGGGCGCGCCCCCUGAAGGAGGAGCUCUGGCCGAACACGGCGAUCGACGCGCUGCUCGAUCGCUUCGAGGAAUACUGCUUCAACAGGCCGCAGGCCCAGUUGGGCAAGAAGCACUGGGAUCGCAUCGCCAUGGAGGUUAACCGCAUGUGCAGGACCGAGUACACGGGCAUGCAGUGCAAAUACAAGUGGCACCGCCUGAAGAAGACCUACGCCAAGGAGAAGCAGCGGGCGGGCCGCUCAAAGUGGGCCUUCUUCCCGCACGUUGAGUUGCUCGUCAACAAAUCGUCGAGGGCUCACAUGGGCGAGCCCAAUGGGGACCCGGACGAGCACACCCCAGCGAGCCCACUGGUCCCCAAGACCGAGCCCGAUGGGCCCGGUUUCGAGGGUGGUGGUAAGAGGAGGAGGGGCGUGGCUAGGGUUUUGGGGCAGGCGGUAGAGAAGGGCAUCGGACGGGUGGCGGAGGUCGUGGGCGACUUAGAGAGGAAACGGACGGACGAGAUGAGAAGGAUUCUUGAUGCGCAGUUACAAGUGGUCACGGCUAUGUUUCAGGGCUUGAAGGAGGUUAGAGAAGGGGCUAGUUUAGCACCUAGUUUGAACCAUGCUAUGAAAGAUUGGGGUUUGAACCCACCUCAGAAUGAUUUAUGCAUGGGGAAGCUUUAUCCUCCCAUCAAUUUUGGUAUGGUGGAUAAGCGGGUCUAUAGGUCAGGGUUCCCAAAUUGCCGGAAUUUUGCCUUCCUUGAGACCCUUCAUCUCAAUUCCAUUAUUUGUCUCUGCUCAGAGCCAUACCCGGAAGCUAGCAUAGAGUUUCUUUCAGCUCAUGGCAUCCGUCUCUUCCAUAUUGCUUCAGAUUUCAAGGGCCCUAUGCUGUUAUUUCCUGACACAGUGAGGGAGGCACUGAGGGUUUUACUGGAUUCUAGAAAUCAUCCAAUAUUGAUCCAUUGUAAAAAAGGGAAGAGGCAGACGAGCUGCUUGGUGGGUUGUCUUCGCAGGGUGCAAAAUUGGUGCUUCUCUUCUGUGUUUGAGGAAUAUGAGAGGUAUGCAGGAGGAAAGAAUCAUGUUAACGAUUUACAAUUUAUCGAGCAAUUUGAUGUGUCAAAUGCAAGAGAAUAUUGUUUCAGUCAGCUUCCUGUUACUUGAGAUAAGAAAUUGGAGUUUGAGAGUAGUCUAAUGUAGUGAGAGAAGCACAAAAGGGGUUGUUCCCAUUUUGAUGUAUAUACAUAGCUGUAGAUGGUGUUAAGAAAGGCAUGAAAUUAUGGACCUUUUUGUUGAUAUAUCAUACGUAACCUUUUCUUCGAGAAGUAUCUUCAUUGCUCCUGGAUGCUGACUGUCACAACCAC